This is a messenger RNA of Benincasa hispida (wax gourd), 1573 nucleotides long. RefSeq names its product ATP synthase gamma chain 1, chloroplastic-like. Gene Ontology annotation, molecular function: proton-transporting ATP synthase activity, rotational mechanism. Lineage: Eukaryota; Viridiplantae; Streptophyta; Magnoliopsida; Cucurbitales; Cucurbitaceae. Gene Ontology annotation, biological process: proton motive force-driven ATP synthesis. Gene Ontology annotation, cellular component: chloroplast thylakoid membrane. The record is from RefSeq and is a predicted model, not a curated record.
AAACUUAUCUCUCAAAAUUACUUCAAACAUUUUAUUCAACAAUGGAAUGCGCCAAUUUCAUGAGAUGUUAAUAGUGUAAUUUAGGUAAUUUUUACAACUCUCCCAAAAUAUGAUAUUUUGAUUCUCCUGCCACUAUGCUCAAAUUCCAAACCCACAAAGCAAAUUCACAAUUCACAUUUACAAACUUGCGAGACCUUUUUCUAAACAUACUAUUCGUGGCUAAAAAAUAAAAAAGUCUUCAUAUUCAUGCUCCCUUUCUAAACCCUAAACUAAAUAUUACUCCCUCUCAUUCUCAAACUUGGAAGAGAAAACCCUUCAAAAAUUUCUUCCCACCAUGACCCACUCUCUCGAACCCAAAUUCCACCAAACCCCAUUUCCCCUUCUCCGCCGCAGCCCGAAAUCUCCACGGCCCAUUUCAAUCCGAUGCGGCGGCACCACCCGCGAGCUCCGAUCCCGACUAGACUCCAUCAAGAACACCCAGAAGCUCACCGAAGCCAUGAAGCUCGUCGCCGCCGCUAAAGUUCGAAGAGCCCAAGAAGCCGUAAUCAACAGCCGCCCCUUCUCCCAAUCCCUCGCCCAAUUUCUCCAUUUCAUCACCCAACAAAUUCAACGAGACGACAUCGAUUUCCCCUUUCUAAAUCCCAGACCAAUCAGAAAAGUCGCCGUCGUCGUCUUCACCGGCGACCGAGGUCUCUGCGGGGGCUUCAACGCUUCGGUAAUAAAAAAAGCCGAGACCCGAUUGGCCGAACUGAAAGAUCUCGAUCUGGGUCACACCCUAAUUAGCAUCGGGAAAAAGGGCAACUCGCAUUUCCGCCGCCGGUCCGAUGUAGAAGUCGAUCGGUUCAUCACCGGAUGCGGCGGCGUACCCACAGUGAAAGAUGCUCAAACCAUUGCAGAUAUUGUGUUUUCUCUGUUCAUCAGCGAAGAAGUAGACAAAGUGGAAACAAUUUACACAAAAUUCGUUUCGUUGCUGAAAUCUGAGCCUGUGAUUGAGACAUUGCUGCCAUUGUUGGGCGAAGGGGAAGCCAUGGGAGAUGGAGGGUUUAGAUUGACAACGGCGAAGGGGAAAUUGACGGUGGAGAGAGAGGGGAAAAGGGGGGAAGUAGGGGAAAUUUCGCCAUUGUUGGAGUUUGAACAAGACCCAGUUCAGAUUUUGGAUGGGAUGAUGGCUUUGUAUUUGAAUAGCCAGAUUUUAAGGUGUUUGCAGGAAUCAAUGGCGAGUGAAGUAGCGGCGAGGAUGAAUGCGAUGAGUAAUGCUUCUGAGAAUGCAAUGGAGUUGAAGAAAUCUGUUUCGGUUGCUUAUAAUCGAGAGAGACAGGCCAAGAUUACAGGCGAGAUUUUGGAAAUUGUUGCUGGCGCUGAAGCUCUUCAGGGAUUUUGAUUUCUUAUUUUUUACCUUUUUUUCCCCCUUUUUGUGUAGCAUCAGUGGUGGAAAAUUUGAUCGGCAAAUUUGACAUAGGCUUUUUUAAGAUGUAGACAGUGAGUAGUUUGCCAAAAAAACACAAGGUCCUUUUUUAAAAUUAUAUUUGUUUUCUUCCGCAUUCGUUGGCACAAUUUUCAUCUUUUCCAAUUA